Molecule: messenger RNA, 570 nt
Organism: Lycium barbarum (goji berry)
Lineage: Eukaryota; Viridiplantae; Streptophyta; Magnoliopsida; Solanales; Solanaceae
Exons: 1
Coding region: 1-570 (189 amino acids)
Source: RefSeq, a predicted model, not a curated record
AUGACUAACACAAAUGGAACUCCAUUCCAAGUUCAUGUGCUCAUUAAAGAAAAUUAUAGCAGUUGGUGCAUCCAAAUGAAGGCUUUUCUUGGAGCUGAUAUUUGGAAAUUGGUGGAGAGCGGCGUUGAUGAAGAAGAUGAUGUCGCUGCCGCAAAGAAGAAAGACCAAAAGGUGCUCGCUCUGAUCCACCAAUGUUUGGAUGAAAAGAUAUUUGAGAAGGUUGCAAAUGCAACCACCUCCAAGAAAGCAUGGGAUAUUCUUCAAACUUCCAUUAAAGUUUUGGACAAGGUGAAAAAGGUUCGUCUCCAAACCUUAAGAGGAGAGUUUGAAUCGCUGCAAAUGAAGGAAUCCGAAUCAGUUUCGGAUUAUAUUUCAAGAGUCUUGGCGGUUGUCAAUCAAAUGAAGAGAUAUGGUGAAGAGUUGAAUGAUGAUAGGGUCGUUGUAAAAAUACUACGAUCCCUAGAUUUAAAAUUUAAUUAUAUUGUUGUUGCCAUUGAAGAGUCCAAGGACUUGGUCAGCAUGAACAUAGAAGAACUCAUGGGUUCUUUGCAAGCACGUGAAAAGAAUUGA